CUUUUCUUCGUGGCGGGUGAUCGUGGGAGAAAGAACAAAGAAAUGGGAAGUUCAUUGGUGGAAAUCCAAGUUCCCGGGCAGAAGUUUGUGAACGGAGUUCCGUUCCCCGCUGUGGUGUCUCCUCCACCUGCAACUGCAAGUGCGGUUCCUCUUACGGACUCCGUCAAAACCCAGAAAGCUUUCCUUGAAUCAUUGCUACUCCAAUCGGGUGCUGUCCUUUUCAGGGGAUUCCCACUCUCCACCGCUUCUCACUUCAACGACGUCGUCGAAGCAUUCGGCUACGACGAGCUUCCCUACGUGGGCGGCGCCGCUCCCCGCACCAACGUGGUGGGUCGCGUCUUCACCGCCAAUGAGUCCCCACCCGAUCAGAAGAUCCCUUUCCACCACGAAAUGGCUCAGGUUCCUCAAUUUCCUUCGAAACUGUUAUUCUUCUGCGAAGUGGAACCCAGGAGUGGGGGUGAAACCCCCAUUGUUCUUAGCCACGUGGUGUAUCAAAGGAUGAAGGACAAGUACCCUGAGUUUGUGGAGAGACUAGAGAAGCAUGGUUUGCUUUACACCAGGGUUUUAGGGGAAGAUGACAACCCUAACUCUCCAAUUGGCCGUGGCUGGAAAUCUACCUUCUUGACCACUGACAAGACCCUUGCUCAACAAAGGGCGGCUAAACUGGGUAUGAAGUUGGAAUGGUUGGAAGAUGGGGUGAAGACAGUCAUGGGUCCAAUUCCGGGCGUUAAAUAUGAUGAGAGGAGACAACGAAAGAUAUGGUUUAACAGCAUGGUGGCUGCUUACACUGGUUGGGAAGAUGAACGCAACGAUCCUGUUAAGGCUGUGACCUUUGGGGAUGGUCUACCAUUACCCUCUCACAUUGUCUAUGAUUGUCUCCACAUUCUGGAGGACGAAUCUGUUGCCAUUCCUUGGCAAAAAGGAGACAUUCUCUUAAUUGAUAAUUGGGCUGUCCUCCAUUCCCGAAGAUCUUUUGAUCCACCUCGCAGGGUCCUAGCUUCCCUUGUCAAGUGAGCCUUGUACCAAUUUCAAUUACCUUAAAUUAGAUUAUGUUUGUACUAUACCAACUUAUUAGAAACAAUAACUGCUUCAGCAGUAAUAGCAUAACCAUGAAUUGUUAAUCAUUUAGAAACAAGAGAUGGAAAUAAAUAAAGACGUGUCUUAUUAGAUUUAGUUCUCAAUUUAA
This is a messenger RNA of Glycine soja, 1186 nucleotides long. Its product is annotated as clavaminate synthase-like protein At3g21360. The coding region runs from base 43 to 1014 and encodes 323 amino acids. Gene Ontology annotation, molecular function: oxidoreductase activity. The record is from RefSeq and is a predicted model, not a curated record. NCBI's taxonomy places the organism in Eukaryota, Viridiplantae, Streptophyta, Magnoliopsida, Fabales, Fabaceae. The transcript is spliced from 2 exons.